GAGGAGGUGGUGUAAAAGGAGCUGCGAGCACAAAGCAGAUUUGCGAGGAAUAAUUUAACUCCGGUGUUUGUUGUUUUUCGGGGGUUGGGUUUUUUCCUUCUCUCUCUCCUUUCUAUCUCUUUUUUCUGCCCAGGAUUUAAAUGUCACUCAAAGCAUCCCCAAAUCAGCUUUCCUCUCGUCUCCGGUUUCUUCUGAGGCAUUAAUUGGAUCACACGCUGCAUUUGAAGAGCUUGGGUGUUUUACCCACGAAGGAAAUUUGCUCCAUCUCCAGCAGCAACCACUGCUCCUUUUGAUGUUGUGGUACGCCGUGCGCAUGCGCUUCACAUUAGAAUUACUGCACUGGCCAGAAUAAGUUGGAUCUCUUCUUCUCUUCACUGAAAUCCUAAAUCAUAUCAAAAGCUAAAGGGAUGCUGAGAGUCCGGAAGAAGGGUUACUUUGGGAUUUGGUCAUUCCCUUUAAUAAUAGCCGUGGUGUGUGCACAGAGUGUCAAUGACCCUAGUAAUAUGUCACUGGUAAAAGAGACCGUGGACAGACUGCUGAAGGGCUAUGACAUUCGCUUGAGGCCAGAUUUUGGAGGUCCCCCAGUGGCUGUUGGCAUGAACAUAGACAUUGCCAGUAUAGAUAUGGUCUCAGAAGUCAAUAUGGACUAUACCCUGACAAUGUACUUUCAGCAAGCGUGGAGGGAUAAGAGGCUGUCGUAUAAUGUAAUACCUCUAAACCUUACUCUGGACAACAGAGUAGCUGAUCAGCUGUGGGUUCCCGAUACCUAUUUUCUGAAUGACAAGAAGUCAUUUGUACAUGGUGUUACUGUGAAGAACAGAAUGAUCCGUUUGCAUCCAGAUGGGACAGUCCUUUAUGGACUCAGAAUUACAACAACAGCUGCUUGUAUGAUGGACCUACGGAGAUAUCCGCUGGAUGAGCAGAACUGCACGCUGGAGAUUGAGAGCUAUGGCUAUACAACAGAUGACAUUGAAUUUUACUGGCGUGGGGGUGAUAAUGCAGUCACAGGAGUGACAAAGAUUGAACUGCCACAGUUCUCCAUUGUAGACUACAAGCUUAUCACCAAGAAUGUUGUUUUCUCUACAGGUGCCUACCCAAGGCUGUCUCUCAGCUUUAAACUUAAGAGAAACAUUGGUUACUUCAUUCUGCAGACCUAUAUGCCUUCUAUUCUGAUCACUAUCCUGUCCUGGGUUUCCUUCUGGAUUAAUUAUGAUGCUUCAGCUGCAAGAGUUGCUUUAGGAAUCACGACUGUGCUCACAAUGACAACAAUUAACACCCAUCUUCGAGAGACUCUUCCCAAAAUUCCAUAUGUGAAAGCCAUUGACAUGUACCUUAUGGGAUGUUUCGUCUUCGUUUUCAUGGCUCUGCUGGAGUAUGCAUUGGUCAACUACAUCUUCUUUGGCAGGGGACCUCAGCGUCAAAAGAAAGCGGCAGAAAAAGCUGCCAGUGCCAACAAUGAGAAGUUGCGAAUGGAUGUCAAUAAGGACAGAAGAAUAAUUGGCACAUAUCAUUGUCCAGAAAUGUAUUCAACAAAGAUGGAUCCACAUGAAAAUAUUUUGUUGAGCACACUUGAAAUUAAAAAUGAGAUGGCUGCCUCUGAGGCUGUGAUGGGGCUUGGGGACCGUAGAAGCACUAUGCUGGCGUAUGACACUUCAAGCAUCCAGUACCGGAAAGCUGGCUUACCCAGACACAGCUUUGGUCGCAAUGCCCUGGAGCGACAUGUAGCACAGAAGAAAAGUAGGCUACGGAGACGUGCAUCUCAACUGAAAAUUACCAUUCCUGACUUGACUGAUGUAAAUGCCAUAGAUCGAUGGUCGCGCAUAUUCUUCCCUGUUGUUUUUUCCUUCUUCAAUAUUGUCUAUUGGCUUUACUAUGUGAACUAAGAAACAAAGCCACACAGGAAGCAAGAACUGGAUUUCUCUUCAAAUCGGUUGUACAGCCAAAAGUGGGACUUAGAAAAAUUCUAUUCAGGACAAAAAGUUAUUUUAAAACACCUUAGUUGCUGGCCCACUCUAUGGUCUGUUUUUAUAAUGUUUUGGUUUUAUCUGCUAAAUCUUAAAUACGUUAAGUUGCAGUACGGGCAUAUCCCCUUAUCAAAAUAUAAGUGCAUUUGGAGUGUGAAGGCAAAUUGGAUUUUGACAAUCACUUUUGUCUCAUUGUCCCUCGCUCUCUCUUUUCUCUCUUUUUUUUCUUUUUUUUUUUUUUUUUUUAAAAUGGUCACUUGAGUUUAGUGAUACAAAUUAUAGAGCGGCAUUUGAGAAACAAGUUCUAGUUUCAACAGCAGUACAUACCAUUCCAAGGGAAACUGCAUAUCUGAGACAUGCAUCUACACUUAAGAGAGUGUACUAAGUUAUUAUCAUGCUUAUGAAACAUAUACACUUUACCUUUUAAAUGUGUAAACUUGAAAACAAAUAGUGCCUAUCAUCUUUCCAAGAUGAUGAUGGUCAGAGGUUUCCCAACCGUAUUCAGGUAUUUCCUGUUAUUUAUUGAAAGAACUAAACCUUUGACUGAUAAUAUUAGGGUUGGGUGUUUGUACAGAAGUUGAAGCAAAAAGCACUAGUUUUGUCUGGAUUUUAAAGAGAGAACAUAUGCUCACAGUCACAAUGACUGUGUUUGUGAUCAACAGAGGAAUGUAGCAACGGUAUAAAAAUGCAUCAACUGAAUGGGUAGAUAUGCUGCUGGUUUGUGUUGGGGAAAGGAAAUCAUCUCUUCCAAAGUGCCAAAACUGGUUGGCCAAAUAGUGAUUCUCUAGGUGGCUGAAGGAGACCAAUGGUGCCCUGUCUUUCUAGGGUAGGGAGAGCUAGAGAGCAAUUUCAAAAUACAGGGCCAAGGAGAGAGAAGGCUACAUAUAUGUAAAAGUGUGUGUGUGUAUGUGUGUGUGUAUAUAUAUACACGCACACAUAUAUAUUUAUACUGUGCAAAUGAAUGUUGUCAGUUAUAGUACAUACCUUAGUCUGAAAUACUCAUGUGGAGUUGUGUGAUUUCUUCCAAGUUUGCAGUCUUUCCAGCGUUACGCUUGCAACUGUUGUUACGCUUAACACCUUACAUCCAGUUUGAUUAAAGGUAUCGUACCUCUUUUAACAGUAAAGAUCCGAGGAUAUGUAUUUCAGUACAAAAAAUGCUGACAGGGUAUUUUCUCAGUCUGGAUUAGGGAAUACCAUUUCACUUUUUGUUUUCCUUAAUGCACUGUUUUAAAAGGGAAAAAAUUGGUAGCCAUCACUUUAAGAGUUUAAUUACACUUUUGAAUGUUUCCUGCUUUAGGGUGAUUUCCAUUGAAAAAGUAGCAAAUUUCAGUUUUGCUUUAGGGAACUUUUUGAAAUAAAAGGGGUUUUUUUCAUUCCAUAGAGCUUGACUCUUAUAUGCAAAAUAGAAUAGAUACAAAAUAGAAUAUAUAAAAAAUAGAAUUUUAUCGGCAAAGUAGAGUUUGCCAUUUAGUCCAUUGUGGAACCUUUUUCUGUAAUGAAAAAAAAAUUGCAAGAACUGUAUAAAAGGUAUGAAUUCCUGAUGGCUUUUAGUAAAUCCAAUCCCCAAUAUUGUUUGACACAAAAUAUUUCAUGAAGCAAAAGCCACAUCUGUUGUCUCUAUGCUAACUCAUCUGUGUACAAAUUUCUUAAAGAAACUUGAACUCAAGUACCUUCUAAAUAGUAAAGGAAUUUUUUCAGGCAGAUAGUUUUUCCCCAUUUAAGUAUUCUUUUGGCAAUACUUUAAGAUAGUUCUUAAGAAUUUUUUCAUAAAAUAUUUUGUUUGAAUUUCUUGUUCUUGCUUUAAAAGGAUAAUUUUCUUACAAAUUUCUGUUGUUUUUUUCCCCAUUUGUCAGUGAAUGACAGUGAUAGGAGGAAAAUGCUAAUGAUUAGUUCUGGGAACUAAUAGGCCAAUUUUCUGACUUUGUUUUGAGCAUUCAUCUGCUUAUAUCUGCUUCAAAGAGGAGAGAAUAGUUUUGAGCCUGAAAUGGGAUUUGCCAGGCAUACACACCACCUGUUGUUUUCAAGGGAGUUGUGUGUAUGUUCACGUACUGCUUCCAGGUUCCGACUCUGCAAUAUGCAGAGACAGGCUUUCAUCAUGCAAUGAACUUUCCAGGUCAAAAUGUUGCUUUUUGUUCACAUACUUAAUUUCUGACUGCAUUUCGUGCAUAACACAAUAGGCUUUGUAGAUGCAUUUGGAAUUUCAAGUGAUAGGUAUGAGUGAUGUUGGAAUUUUUUCCCAGUUCUAAGAAAAGGAGCCACAUCAAAAUUCAGUAUUUCUCUUCAAAGUCUGUUCUUUAAAAAUGGUAUUAAUUAUCAUAAAUAAAAGCAGUCUUAUAGUAUUCUUCUGUACCUGCUUUUCUUUCAUUUCACAAAUUGCUGCCAACUCCUUUUGUAUUUCACAGAAGCAUAGUGUGAAUACAGGGAGCUCACAGCCUGUUUGUGGUUGAUACACAUCAAAUAUAAAACCUUACAGAGAAUAUGUUGAGACUCUGCAUUGGUUUACUGCAUCAGCUGUUAUGAAAACCACAGAGACUGAAUCCUAGAACUGCACAUUAAUUAAUCUGAAGUUACAGUACAAGCCAUAAUACUCUCUGAUGUCGCUAUUCAGAGGGAAAGAAAAUGUCUGGUUUCUGCUCAGGUGUCACUAGGAAAGUUAUAUUAUCUGGGGGGAAGGAGCACUUUCGCUUUUACUAUGUCCUUCUGGCUAUUAAUGUGAUGUAUAAAUUAGUGAAAGAGAAGGAUUCUAUCAUUUUGUACUAAGGCUUAACACUGUGAUAUAAAAAGAUGGGGGUGAGAAAGACUGGCGAGGCACUGUCAAGGGAAAAGUAUAACUCGAGCCCAAGGUGAGCACUUACUACUCUUCUGAGAUACUUGAGUGAAAGUGAGAAACUAUGCCAACGUAUAUGAGAUAUGGGGUUUGCUAUGUGUGCUACCCUCCAGGUAAACUAGAAUAAAUUUGCUUUUACUUUAGAUUUGACCGAAAAUGAAUAUUCUAGAACUUUUAAAUCGUGUUAAUUGUUGUUAGUUUCAAUAAGAAAAGUAUCAAAGUUACUAAUUUAGAUAAACCUUGUAAUAUAAUUAUAGUUGCACAUUUUAUUGUUCUAUUAGACAUAAUAGCCAGCAAUUAAGGUGUUUUUCAUCUUUGUGAAAUUCAUGGGCAAAUUAUGACUAUAACAUGGCACAGUUUUAAUGAAAUCUUUGAGAUCAAUCUGUAAAUAUAUACUGUACAUGACUGCUAGUAAGUAUGAUACACAUUUUCAGAACUGAAAAUUCAUGCAACAUAUUUCUGUGUUUGCAUAAGGAAUGUUAUGUUUCUAUCCUAUCACAGUUUAAUGACUGGGAAGAAAGACUCAAGCAAUGACAUUGUGACCAUUUCUUUUCUCAUUCCCAGGGGAGGAAAACAGAGUCUUAGAUGACAGCAUGUCGCAAAGUUCUUCAGAGGGUUUUUACAUUCUAAUAAAAAAGACAUAAAAUCUGUAAGGUACAAAAGCACAAUGCAUAGAGAAAAUGAGUGGUGGUCUUACACCUGGGGAAAAAAAUACUAUUUAUUUCAGACAAAUAUGCAUUAAAAUUAAAGAUCAAUUAAUUUUCACUAUAAUUAUUAGACUGUGUCCCAAUUCUAUACUAUAACACAGUACUAAACAUAAGUGAACGGAUGUUAAACAUUAUCCAAAUAUAUGCGCAUAUGGACAUACACCUAAAUGUCUAUAUGGACAUAUGUGUGUAUACAUACACGUACUGAGUAUAUAUAUGCACACACAUUCAUAUGUUGGCGUGUUAAAGGAAUAAGCUAAUAACAGUUUUGUUUCUACCAUCAACCAGUGUAUGAAUAUAUUUUUGAGAAAAAAAGAUUAAUGUAUUUAAAAAAAAACCAACUUACUAUACAGGGUAACUGGGCAUUUCUAUAUCAGCAGAUCAAUGCUUAUAAUUCGUAUGGAGCAUUGCACCGUUUGACAUGAUGAUAGUACUGUACCUCCUAGCAUCUGAAAUUAGACUAGUCCUCACAUUGCUUGCCUAUUUCUUCUCUCUCUUUUUAUAACAGCGUUGUCCACUAGUAAGUUUUCAAAACCAACAAAUUCCUUAGGGAACCAACAAAAAAAGGCAAAAAUAUUAACUAUUUCUAGAAAAUAAUCUAGGCUGGGAUGGCCAGGGUACAAUACUAUAUCAGUAGCGAUCAUAACAUUUUGCUAUGUGUACAUAGAACAUACAGUGUGAGCAACCAUAACUUAAGCUGAACAUGUGUAAAUAUUAUCAGAUUUCUUAAACAUUUUUAACUUCUAAUUUGUACUUUAUGGUAAGGCAAAAAGCUAAUUCUACUUAUGGUUUAGGUUAAUGUGUCCUAAAAUUAUGUAAAUAAUUAAAUAAGCUGUAAAUGAGCAGUCGAUAGAUACAGUAAUUGUUUAGUGAAUUUUUUUUACUAAGUACAAUAAUAGCAGUGCUCUAGCAGAGUAAUUUAAACACCCUUUUGCAUAAACAGAUUUGGAUUCCAGAUAUAAAAAAAGUACAGAAAGUACUGUAGUGUAAAAUAGCCAUUGUGGCAACGUUACUGCUAGCACAAUCAAUUCUUUUGUAUGGUCAAAACGUUCAGGCAACAGAAGAUAGUAGCUUGGCACUCGGUACUCAGAUUAGCAUAAACAAAUAGGGCCUGGUUUUCACUUACAAUAAGGCACAUUUAUGUUGCUCCAGUGAGUGGAGGAGAUGUAAUCCAGGGUAAGUGAGAAUUCAGCUGUUGGUGAUUUCAUUACAGAAAGCCUGCAUAUUGCGUCUGUCUGUUUCUGAAAUCUGUAUCUCUUAUGGUAUCUAAUAGUAGACUUUUUUUUUUUUUUUUUGAAAAAAGGAUGUUUGACUGUCGUUAGAUAGCAUAGUCCCCCUAAAGCCAAAGAAUCUUCACUCCAGAAAUUGUUUAAAAGGAAAAUCUAGUAAGUCACUGCUUAACACCAAAGGUAAAACUUAAUAAAAUGCACUAGGAACUUUGUCUAAAUUUUUAACAAGCAAGUGGAAUGUUGAUCAAAAAUACUGCCCUAUUCUACUUUGUAAAAAUAGUAAUAAUUUAAAUAUCCAUUAAUAUAAAAUUGAAAUAGAUCAUCUCUACAAGAAUAUGCAACACUAACAUUUCAUAAGUAUAAAAUUAUUUUCUUUGUAAGUGCUUUGACAAAAAAUGAAACUUAAAUGAUGAAAAAUCUCACCUCUACUUUCAUACUAAGGGUUGUAUUUUUUUAAUGUUUUUCAGACAUGAGGUCAUCUAUUCCAAUUUGAUAACAUUUUGUAUGUUUUCACUGUUACUGUCAUUUGACAGAUACUCACCAGGCUGUAUUGUUCAUGGUCUGUCCUGUUACUUUCAGUUGAAGACAAAAAGAGUAUUUGAAACAUGAUUAAUUCUAACAAGCUGACUAUGAUUUGACUUCUGUCACGUUUUUAUUUGCAUGGGUGUUUAAAUGGUUCUGUUAGUACUGUCUUUGCACAGUUCUGAUUUAUCUUUUUUUACUUAGUACUAUUUACUUCAUAAUGUAGUAAUCAUCAGCCUUACUAAUGACCUUGUAGCCUUUCUUAUAUGCACAUAAUGCACAUUUUCCAAUGGCUAGAAAAUGCAAAAUACUAGUGGAUAUCAUUGCAUCAGAUCUUCAUGUCUUUCUCAAAAGGACUGCUAACCUCUGGGAUAUAUGAGGUAGUAAAAUGAUGAUUGUAAAUGAGUAGCACAUAAGAGAUAUUUUCUUGAAUUUAAAAUUAUUGCAGCCAGUUUCAGCAUGUAAAUAUAUAAUAAUGUUGGCUAGUGUGUAAUUCUUGAACUAAAAAAAUAUAAAUAAAGAAAACCUAAAAGAUGUA
This is a messenger RNA of Harpia harpyja (harpy eagle), 7787 nucleotides long. RefSeq names its product gamma-aminobutyric acid type A receptor subunit beta2 (gene GABRB2). The coding region runs from base 408 to 1883 and encodes 491 amino acids. Lineage: Eukaryota; Metazoa; Chordata; Aves; Accipitriformes; Accipitridae. Gene Ontology annotation, cellular component: neuron projection; membrane; synapse. The record is from RefSeq and is a predicted model, not a curated record. The transcript is spliced from 11 exons. Gene Ontology annotation, biological process: chemical synaptic transmission; nervous system process; monoatomic ion transmembrane transport. Gene Ontology annotation, molecular function: neurotransmitter receptor activity; extracellular ligand-gated monoatomic ion channel activity; GABA-A receptor activity.